Molecule: messenger RNA, 3107 nt
Organism: Medioppia subpectinata
Lineage: Eukaryota; Metazoa; Arthropoda; Arachnida; Sarcoptiformes; Oppiidae
Source: the annotation of a GenBank genome assembly
AUAAGGCCGUAAUUGAGUGUCCGUUAUAUGCAGUAAAGGAGUGACGAGUAAUACAAAGCGUUUGAGACUUCCUUUUCCUCUCACUAUUCAAGCAUUCAUUCAAACAUUCAUUUUGUCUGAAGUCAGUCAACAAAUUGAGACCAACUUUUUGACCGAAAUCUAAGUCUAGUUUUCGGAUCCGAUAUGAGAGCAAAGUGGCGGAAGAAGCGUAUGAGGAGAUUGAAGCGGAAGAGAAGGAAGAUGAGGGAGAGGUCCAAAUAGACGGCACCCGAAGACAUCAGCGGAUCAAUUGGCAAAGCGACCACUGAUGGCAACGUUAGACCGCAUUCAUAAAUCUCAUCUUUUAAUGACAAACACUUUGUUUAGUAUAACUCGUGUUUCGAUGGCAUGUGAUUUGUAUGCAUCGCCUAAUGUUGUAAUGAAUUUAAACCUUAAAUACUUUGUAAUGAUUUAAUAAAAAACAUUUAAAGUGUUCCUAAAAAAUGGCAAUUUCUCUCUUCUAUUUGGUCCGCCUUUUUCCCGAUGGCGUCGGGAUUCGCGAGCGGAUCCAAUCAAUGAGUUGGCUCGGCAUAAACGCAUCGACACCAGUGGCCCCUGUAUUGGGUGCCCCACCGAUAGCACCCGUACUGGCGUUGGUCUCAAUAAUGGGAGCGUUCGGUGCGUUCAAUAUCUCAUUCAAGAGACUCAAGUCAUCCAUUUUUGUGUCACUUAGAGUCAAAAUAUCAGUGUUUUGUUGCGCUUCCGAUGUCUUUAAACUAUUUUUCAAACUAUUGUCUCCUUUGGAAUCAAAGUUGAGAUCAAGUAAUGAAUUGUUUGCUUUGGAAUCAAACGAGAAAACCCCUUGUCGAAAACCAAACAAAACUCAGCUUCAGAAAGACGGUUUACCAAAUUUAAAGAACAAUAGAAAUAACCGAAAUAACCACCUCAGCAGCAGGGAUAUUAGCCGGAGUUUCUUUAUAAGCCGAUCCUUGUCUUCGUCGUCAUCGUUGUCGUCAAAGAUCUUCCGAAUGUCAUCGUUAUUAGCGGUGUCUUCGGCCAACUUUCUGCUCGUUUCGGUCAACUCCUUAAGUGUCGUGAAUUCUGUCGGCGACGGCGGCCAUCGUUUUGGACGACUUUUCCCAGAACUGAACCGAAGAGUUCUGAUAACCGACCAAAGCGUUGGAAUACAUAUUACAACGCGAGGCCGACAACAGAUCAAUCUUCUGGAGAUGUCCGGAUCUAACUUCUCGGACACGUCUUUCAUCCACAGGAGUGCCGCGCGAUAUGCGGUUCGCGAGGACUCCAUCUUAUCGACGCAUAGUGUCGGCCACCGCUCGGUAUUGAAAUGUCUCCACUUCUUGGUAGAGUCGCACCAAUGGGUUCCGCAAUUGGAUCCGUUGUUGGGCUGUAUAGCACAUGGUCUUACCGGACGCGGCCAUCAUUUUCCCGGCCCGAGUCUUGUCCAGUUUGGAGCACUCCUUGAGGAAGCGUCCGGCGGCCGACUCUUCGUGAGCCAAACCGCAGAUGCGGUUCUGACACGACUCGUCAAUCGACCGCAACAACUGUCGCGUCAAAUCAGUGCCAAUGAGAUUACAAUAUCACUCAACACACCAUCGAUUCAUACCUCGAGUUUGGCGUCGAGUUCGGCGUCGGAGGCGACGAUACAAUCGUCUUCUUUUCUUUCCGAAGAAACGCCUGUUUUGUUGUCCAAUACUGGCAUUGCAUGCGUGAGAGCGUCGAGUCGUCGUAUCGCUCAACAUAUCUGUCAUAUGUUUGGCCGUAAAUACCAUUCCUGUCAAUACUCAGCCGUUAGCAACACAUCCACCAAUCAAUGCACGCAAUACUCACGAAAAGAGUCAACCCUUGCGUCAUAUCAAACGCGUGAGAAAUUGAUGAUUAUUGAUAUGAUUAUGAAUGGCGACCAAAGAGUGAGUGUCGCGACAGAGAAGGGCAAGAGUGAGGUCUGGAACCGAUUUGAACGCAUUCUUGUGGACCAAAUGCCUUCGCUAUACGUGAAGUGCAAACAUUGUGAUAGUAUUCAUAAACACACCCACACUGUGGGCACUAAAGGACUACUUAAACAUCGCUGCAAGACAUUCACCGAAGAGGACAUGAUUGACAGCAAACCCACUCAGAAAACUCUGAUUAUAGACGACAAGACUUUAAUCAAACAAUUGACUGAAGAGACCAAUAGUCUAAAACUUAUUGUUGAAAAGUGUCUGCAAAUGAUUGACAACUGUUUUUGUGACAAUAAGUAUAGCUCUGACCAAAGGAAAGAAGUCAAUCAAUUGCUUAACGAUUAUAACAAAUUUGUCUCAAAAACUCAAACUUAUGAAUCAAUUGUUACACCAAAAAACCGGAACACAGAAUCAGACGCUAAUACAGCGUUUGAUAAUUCAGUGAUUACUACUAAAAGUGGUCCAAAGAUUGGAUGGAGAUAUGUGUGCGAAUGGCCCGGAUGUGAAAUGAAAUUUAGAUUAAACUCUAAACUUCGGGAACACAGCGAUACCAUUCAUUUAGGCCUUAAAACUUUUAUAUGCGAUUGGCCCGGCUGUGAGGAGCAGUUUGAGAAAAAGGUUCACUUAACCAGACAUACCAUCAAAUGUCACACACACGACCAUCCUUUCAAAUGUGAUGAGUGCUCCUUUGGGUCCAAUUAUAAAGCUCAUCUAAUAUACCAUCAAAGAAGUGUUCAUUCAUCGGAAAAGGCAUUCCUGUGUGAUUGGCCCGGCUGUGAUUUUGGCACUAAUUAUGAAAAAGUUCUGAAAACACAUAAAUACACUCAUUCUGGAGAAAAGCCAUAUAAAUGCAAUUGGCCCUCUUGUGAGUGGACCUUUCGACAGCCCCAUCACUUGAAGGCACACACACUUAAACAUACGGGUGAACGUCCGGUUAGUUGUCAACACAUUAGUUGCGACCGAAAGUUUACUUCACGACAGGCGAUGAGGAAUGGUAUAUACGGCCAAACAUAUGACAGAUAUGUCGAGCGAUACGACGACUCGACGCUCUCACGCAUGCAAUGCCAGUAUUGGACAACAAAACAGGCGUUUCUUCGGAAACUCAAACGAAAAGAAGACGAUUGUGUCGUCGCCUCCGACGCCGAACUCGACGCCAAACUCGAGGUAUGA